This is a messenger RNA of Bicyclus anynana (squinting bush brown), 3808 nucleotides long. RefSeq lists its product as uncharacterized. Lineage: Eukaryota; Metazoa; Arthropoda; Insecta; Lepidoptera; Nymphalidae. The record is from RefSeq and is a predicted model, not a curated record.
AUGUGUUGGAUUUUGAAUAAUAUUCUAAGUACUAGCUGGUACGGUCGUGGUAACGACGGGGAUAGGGCUGUCAAGAAUCUCCGGGGGAGAUUCCGCUGCCAACCCCGACGACUAGACCUGGCAACAUUUAACGCAGGCACUUUAAGGACCGACGGAAAGAUGAUCGAGCUGGAAGAAGUAGUGAGCAAGUUGCGCUGGAAUGUAAUAGGUUUGUCUGAAGUCCGAAGAAAGGGGGAGGACUCGAUAACCUUGGAAUCCGGCACCUUGUUCUACUACCGGGAGGGCGACCAACUGUCCCAGGGGGGUGUUGGGUUUAUCGUUCGUAAGUCCCUCGUGAACAAUGUUGUUCGAGGCGAGAGUGUGUUGAUUAGGUACCUCAUUCUCCGAAUUACCAAACGGUAUUCGAUGAAGAUUAUGCAGGUUUACGCGCCGACCUCGACACAGACCGACGAGGAGGUAGAGGUACUGUAUGAGGAUAUAUCAAGAGCCAUAGGUUCAAAGUUGAGAGUGGGGCAAUUUGGUUAAGGGCAACGGAAACAGAGGAGCCAAAUGUUGGUUGACUUCAUGGAGAAGGAGGGUCUCUUUAUGAUGAACUCCUUUUUCAAGAGGCCACCAUAUAGGAAAUGGACUUGGAAUGGUUUCACAAAAAAAGAGAUAGAUUUCAUCUUGUCUACCAGACGGCAUAUAUUCAACGAUGUCUCUGUGAUCAACAGGGUCAAAACCGGUAGUGAUCACUGAAUGGUAAGAGGCACGUUGAAUAUCAACAUACAGCUGGAACGGUACAAACUGGUGAAAUCUACGCUCCGACCUACUCGUGCCCAAAUCCAAACCCGCUUUCAACUGGAGUUACAGAACCGCUUCGAUUGCCUAUCAGAUUGCCUUGAAGUGGACGAUCUAAACAAUAGACUUGUGGAAACUGUCCAUACGGUCGGGUCUAAGUUUUUCAAAACCCAUCGUACAAAAAGAACCAACAAGUUUUCGGACCAUACACUGAAGUUCAUGGAGGACAGGCAAGAAAUCAGAUUGCAGUCUUCAACAGUCCCGUCAAAGUGCCGUCGGAUUAAUAACGAUCUUAAAUUGCAGACAUGCGACUUUAACACCGAGCGUAUCAAGGAUACAAUCGAAAAUAAUCGAGGCUCAAAAGUAUUCGCCAGAGAUCUUUCUAUUGGACGAAGAUAGUUGACGCAUUUGAAGACCGAUCAGGGCAAUAUCAUUUCUUCUAAGCCCGAGAUCUUGAGUGAGGUCGAGGAGUUCUACAGACAGUUAUACACCUCUUCCCAAAAGCCUGUUGACAAUUUGGCCAAAGAUCCUAGAGCCAAAUUGACUCGACAUUAUACCGAAGAUAUCACGGACGUCAGCAUGGUAUACAAGAUUAGUAUGGCUCCCAAACAACUUAAAAACAACAAAGCACCAGGUGAUGACGGAAUCACAGCAGAACUCCUGAAAGCGGGUGGAAAACCAAUACUUAAGGUCCUUCAGCGGUUGUUCAAUUCCGUCAUUCACGAGGGCACAAAACCUAGUAUCUCGCUGCUAAGUCAUGUUUACAAAUUGUUCUCGAGAGUCAUUACGAAUCGUCUCGCAUAAAGGUUUGACGACUUGCAGCCUCCCGAACAAGCCGGUUUCCGAACAGGCUUUAGUACCAUAGACCACAUCCAUACGCUGCGGCAGGUUAUACAAAAUACUCACAAGUAUAACCACCCACUAUGCAUAGCGUUUGUGGACUAGUCAGUCCGUAUACAGGAUCAGACUACGAGACCAAUCCAAUUGCAGCGAGGAGUGCGGCAGGGAGAUGUAAUCUCCCCGAAGCUAUUUACUGCCGCAUUGGAAGACGUCUUUAAGCUUUUGGACUGGAACGAAUUUGGCAUCAACAUUAAUGGUGAGUACAUCACUCAACCUAUGAGUAAGACGAAGAUCAUGUCUAAUGCUCAUGCACCGCUUCAUCCAGUUAUUGUUGAGGACUCUGCGCUCGAAAUCGUAGACGAAUAUAUAUACCUAGGACACACAGUCCAGUUAGGUAGGUCCAAUUUCGAGAAAGAGGUGAAUCGCCGAAUCCAGCUCGGCUGGGCAGCGUUUGGGAAACUCCGCGACAUCUUUUCGUCCGAAAUUCCUCAGUGCCUGAAGACGAAAGUCUUCGAACUGUGCGUGUUGCUAGUGAUGACCUACGGAUCCGAGACUUGGUCGUUAACUAUGGGCCUCAUUAGAAGGCUCAAAGUCACUCUGCGGGCGAUGGAGCGAGCUAUGCUUGGAGUUUCUCUGCGUGAUCGAAUCAAAAAUGAGGAGAUCCGCAGACGAACUAAAGUCACUGACAUAGCAUAGGUUGACAUGAUGAUGAUGAUGAUGAUUAUUUUAGUGGUAGAGCUUUUUGUGACACUACAUGGCUGUAGUGGGGAAGCACUACAGCCAUGCAGCAUUGCUGUGUUGCAGUUUGUAGGGCAUGGUUUCCGGUAUAAACAGGCACAUAAAGCUUAACACCUACGCACUCUUUAUUUAUUUAUAAUAAGUAUAAAAAACCAUGGCUUCCGAAGGAUUUCGCUUAGAUCUUCUAAACUAUUCAUUGGAUUUUAAUGCAGUUUUCAGCAAUGUACUCAAGACAAAGAUUUUUAUUGUAAAAAGUACAUGCAUAUUAAAGUAUAGAAAAUAUAUCAGUGAUUUAAAAACGGCGGCUGCCAGACCGUUUUGAAUGAUAACCUAUAGUAUAGACUAAUCAUAUAUUGUUAUAUAAUGUUAGUAAUUAUCAGUGGCGUGCAUAGGGUGUUUAGCUAGGGUAUGCACAAUAAGUAAAAAUUGGAAAUUUCUUUGUCGAACUUUGUACUCUGUGGUCCAACAUAGGUUUGUACUGGGUCCUUAGGGUAGGCAGUGCGUUUUUGCAUCUAUGAAGUGCACGCCACUGGUAAUUACCUAUAAUGGAUGCUGGGGAGUAUUUCUCAUAACUCUAGGAUUAUAUUCUUUACCGAAAAUUAAUUAUAAAUGUUCAAGGAACAUGUGUUAUAAAAUUAAUAUUAUCGGAAUAAAUAAUAUUUCUUUUGUAAAUAGAUCUUAAAAUGUGUCCCUUAUUAUGCAUCCUUAUAAUUAUGACGUAGUCAAGUUUAACGUAUUAUAUAAUGCUAUGAUGGAUAAAGGUCACAUGUCACAUGGGUAGUCCGAAUUAUUUAAAUUACUUUGUAUGAAAACAUAGUAAGUUUUUACUAUUCAGUUAAAAAAAUAUUAGUUAUGCAGUCUCCUUUAACUGGACUCGUCAACACCUUGAACUUAUGGUUAUAACUCCCGAGCACCCUGUAUAGGUACAGUGCACCCUACAUGGCUAAAUCUAUCAUUCCUGUUUAGACCAUAUUUGGGUUAUCUACAUAUUAUUAUUAUUAACCAAUAUAAUAAAUUAUACGAGAACGUAUUUAAAAAAUUCUUAAUUUACCUAUUGACUUUUUUCUUUUUUUUUUAAUAUUUUUUCCUAAAAUAAGUAGAAUUAUUUUAAGUUGUGGCUAUAAUAUUUUAAGAUAUGGCUGUAUAAGUUGUAAAAAAAUUAAUUAAAAUUAAGUAAAUAAAAAUAAAUUUAAAGUAAAGAUAGUUAACAUACUUACAUAAAUUUUACGUGCGUGAUAGUUUAAUAGUUAAGUAAAUUAAUUGUAAUGAAUGAAAUGUAAAAAUAAAUUGAAGUGUUUGCCUGUAAUAAGUACAAAUUGUGUCUUGUCUUAUUUAUUUGAUUAAUUUAUUUAAUUGAAAAUGUGUAAAAAUGGUACGUCACGUAGGUACAAAUAAUAAUUUAUUUAACUCACGAGUAAAUUACGUAAAAUAUUAAUAAAGUUAUGAAAAA